This is a messenger RNA of Strongyloides ratti, 768 nucleotides long. RefSeq lists its product as hypothetical. The transcript has a single exon. Bases 1 to 768 code for a protein of 255 amino acids. NCBI's taxonomy places the organism in Eukaryota, Metazoa, Nematoda, Chromadorea, Rhabditida, Strongyloididae. The record is from RefSeq and is a predicted model, not a curated record.
AUGUCUCUCUCAUCUUUAACUUCUAGAAACUUAGAGUAUCAAGAUGAUAUUUAUUCAAAAACUGUUAAUAUUCCAGUAGCUUGUUUUCCUGAAUUUUCAAAACAAGUUAGAAGUCUAGUUCAUGAGUAUUACAAUGGAGAAUGUAAAUUAGAAGGACGACUUUUAUUUAAAGGAACAGGAUCUGUUUCUAAAGGUAAUUUAUCUUUGGGUUAUUUAACUUCUUCAUCACAAGAUUCAAUUGAUAGUAAUUCUUCUUAUGCUUUAAAAACAAGUACCAUCACUGAUCCUUACUCAUGUUGUAAUUAUGAAAAAAAGAAUAAUAAAUAUAAAAAUACCAUUUCAACUGCUUCUGAAGGAAUAUCAAUGACAGGAAAAUUACAAAAAAUUGGAAAAGUUCCUUCAAAAAAACAUUUACCAGCAAUUGGAUACAAUCACAAAAGUGCACAAAAAUCAUCUACAAGUGAUAAUACUCAAAAAACAGAAAGUAAUACAACAAUUGAAACAUCACCAGAAGUUUUCAAAAAACUUCGUAUUUAUGCUCAUCCUGAUUUUAUGAACUUAUCAACAAUCAAUAAAACAUCUAUCAAAACAACAAAUAAAGAUAGUUACUCAAAAUCUAUAUCCUCAACUAAUACCACAUCUCAACCAAUUUUUGAUGAUAUAAAAAUGAUUUUUUGUCGAAAGACAGAUAUCACUUCAAUUAAUUCUCGUAAAAGUUUAACUCCAGUUUCAUUUGAUACAAACGGAUCACCAAGAAGAUUUUCUUAA